Aspergillus pseudonomiae is the source of this 864-nucleotide messenger RNA. RefSeq lists its product as uncharacterized. The record is from RefSeq and is a predicted model, not a curated record. Lineage: Eukaryota; Fungi; Ascomycota; Eurotiomycetes; Eurotiales; Aspergillaceae. The coding region runs from base 512 to 670 and encodes 52 amino acids. The transcript has a single exon.
CUUGGCUACGCUUCAAUCCAAUCAAUUCAAUUCAAUUCAAUUCAAUUCUGGAGCGACUUUGCUUCCUUACACUUCGUAGACAAUCUGCUCAUGAAGGAUGAAAUGUCAGGUAAAUUCCUCUCCUACACGUGCUUCAGUUGCGGGAGUCCCACCUUCUUGCCCAAUGCGGACGGUUAGCGGUGGAGUGUUGUUGCAACUGCUUCAACCUCCAUCUCGACGUCCCCCGUGCCAAUGUCACUGUCCCUGAGGUGAUUCCAGACCACAACUGGUACACCAAUCCCAUCUCGUUUAAUUAUAGCCGUACCAUUCUCCCGCCAAGGUCGACUACCACCUCAGUGAACCAAGAAAGUGGGAAAAGACUGUCGCUGUGAAAUGGAUGCUAUCUCGCCGGGGGAGCACUGCAUUUAUGGAAAGCGAAGCAGGGAAGAUAUAAGCCUUCUACAAAAAUUGACACCAAUCUUUCUAGCAGACCAGUGAGUACCAAGAGGCAUAGUUGUUCGUUUCUCCAAGGAUGGUGAUCAACUUCUGUUCACAUUCUCAAAAACGAGCAACACAACCUCUUGUCGCGCUCUUCAUUUCUACUCGCGCAGUCUAUGCCCGCUUCCUGGUUCUUUCAGUUGCUUCAGCUGACUGUGACUGGAUGAUAUCUGGAAAGUAUUUACCUCCCUAACCACUUCUUGACGCUGCAGUGAUCAGUUGUCGACAUCUCGAUAUAGUAAGCCGCCAGCCAAUGACAACACGAGUAGAUGACGCCAUGAGCUUUCCCGCGGCCUCGCAGCUGUCGGCGCCUCAGGCAUCACCAAUGCCUGCGUAAUCGGCGAUCAAAUAUAAUGAAGAACACCGACUUCUCGACCGCAAAUUUCC